AUGUCCAUUAAAGAAUCAGGCUCAUUCCGUAAUCCAAAAUCUGUGGCUCCGUAUAGGAAGCCAGUUUCGAGAGUGACGAACAGAAAGACUUCGUUUAUGGGAAGAAUUAAAAAUCUUUUUACUGAUAAAUUGAAUAAUAUUACAAACACCAAUGAGAAUGAGAAUAGCGUUCAGGGAGGUCCAAAGAGAUCUAUAUCUGAGAGGAGGAGCAGGACUUCGAAUGUGAUUGUACCUGGUGGUUUUUUUGACGCUAGUGAGACAACAACGACAUCUAUAAAAAAAGAAGAACAAAAUCAUGAUAUAUCCACCUUUGUCAAUGAUAAUGUUGAUGAUACAAUAAACUCAAACAAGAGACUUUCCAGAUUCUUUGCUGAAAAGGGUGAUGCGCCAUUAUCAGAAAUUGAAAUUGAAGGAAUAUUGUCAAUAAUAAAUAAAUCCAAACAGCAUAUUGCUAACGACGAAGACGAUGAUAAUACAAACUUAAUGGAUACGACUAGGAAUGAGCAAAAUGGGCAUCAUUUCGAGACUCCAAAAGUUUUAAAGAGUUCAAGAAUACUUUCUAGUUCAUCCAAUUUCAAUUUACCUACAUUUACACCAAAAUUUGAAAAUUCCAAGAGAAAUGUAUCCAUGCACUCAAUGACUAGUUCCACUUCCACGACAAGGCGUGUAUUUAAUUACUCGAAUAUGCCAACUCCAUACAGAACCGUUGUCUAUAAAUACAGUGUUGCUAAUACACCAAGGGAAACAAAAAUACUACCAGCAUCGAAUGAAAAUAGCGUGAGGAAACCAGCCAGUGUCAACGAUAGCAAGCAAAAACUAAGUAAUACUGCUUCAGCUUUGAUUUCCUUAUUAGACAGUGAAGAGAAAGCUAAUGAUGGCUCGGGGCUAAAUGUCAAUGUAUCCAAUUUAGCCAAUCCCUAUUCAUCACAUAUUUCAAAACUUCAUAAAUUUAAGAGGCCAACAGUUGAAAAGAAAGAGGACAUUAAACCAAUUGAAGCGCCAGUGGUGCCUGUUGUGGAGAAAAAAGAGGUUCCAGCCACUUCAAAUGGUACUUCUUCUUCAAAUUUCAAUAUGUACAAACCUGUAAGAUCAUCAUCAUUACGCUCAAGUGUAAAUGCAGUAAGUGAUGAAGACGAAGAGGAUAAGAAACUGCAAGAACCAUUGGAGGUCCCACAAGAACCAUUAAAAGUUCCGCAAGCUUCGGCUUUCACAUUUAAAUUUGACAAGAAGCCUGAACGUGUAGAAAUCAAAGAAGAUAAGAAACCAUCACCUGUGCAGCCAACAUGGCAGACUCCGGAUGUCUCUACAAAAGAAGGCAAGAGUAAUAGCUCGUUUGUACCAUUAAACAUUAAAUUUGCACCAAAAUUAACUGAAGAGAAAAAGUUUUCAUUUGAAUUUGAACAACCAGUUAAUUCAAAUAUUGACAGUUCACAAAUUGAUGAAACUGCGGUUGAAAACUUUAGAUCGACUUUCAUAUUUUAG
Molecule: messenger RNA, 1482 nt
Organism: Kazachstania africana CBS 2517
Lineage: Eukaryota; Fungi; Ascomycota; Saccharomycetes; Saccharomycetales; Saccharomycetaceae
Gene: NUP60
Product: FG-nucleoporin NUP60
Exons: 1
Coding region: 1-1482 (493 amino acids)
Biological process (GO): poly(A)+ mRNA export from nucleus; NLS-bearing protein import into nucleus; telomere tethering at nuclear periphery
Cellular component (GO): nuclear pore nuclear basket; nuclear pore
Molecular function (GO): structural constituent of nuclear pore
Source: RefSeq, a predicted model, not a curated record